AUGGAUGAUGGCACAAUCGAGGGCCAAAAAGCCACCGAACCACCCCACCCCACGGUGUCCGCCCAGCAGCUGGCGGAUAUGAUGCCCACUGGAUUGGCGGUGCUGAACCACCGGGACCAGACGGUGUUUGUGAACAAGCGGUUCCUGGAAUUGACCACCUGCCCGGCCGAAGAGGCGUUCGAGGGCUGGCGCCAGACCAUUCACCGCGAGGACGUAGAGCGCGUCACGACCGCCUAUCGCAAGGCCUCCUGCACCCAGCAGCCCUUGCGCAUUGAAUACCGCACCCGGCUGCAGCCGUGUCUGUGGCGCGUGUGUCUGUUGACGCCCGUCGAGGAUGAGGACGAUCGCCGGCGGUUCGGACUGAGCCCCGAUGGCGGCUUCAUCUGCACCAUCACCGAUAUCACGCCGGAAAAGACGGCCGAGUUAACCCAGCGACGCAUCGCCCACGAGGCCGAGGACCGCAAACAACAGCAGGAGCGCUUCAUCGACAUGAUCAGCCACGAAGUCCGCAACCCGCUGUCCGCCAUCCUCCACUGCACCGAGGAUAUCCUCGAGGCCGUCCAUCAGCCGGACCGGUGGGCGGCCAUGCGGGCGCAGAUCGCCGAGGCGGCCGACACGAUCAGUCUCUGCGUGGCGCAUCAGAAGAAGAUCAUCGACGACGUGCUGACCUACUCCAAGCUGGACGCGUCGAUGCUGACCCUGUCCCCGCGCCGCGUCCAGCCGCAGAAGAAUGUGGCCACCGCGCUGGCCAUGUUUCGCCCGGAGCUGCGCAAGCAUGCCAUCGAAUUCCAAUACCAGCUCGACGAGUCCUACACCGAUUGUGGCAUCGAUUGGGUCAUGGCGGAUAUGGACCGCAUGAGCCAGGUUCUCAUCAACCUACUUUCCAAUGCCAUCAAGUUCACAGCCCGCGCUGGCGACCACAAACACAUCCGCGUCUCCAUCGGGGCUGCCACCCAACGCCCGCCCUCGUAUCCCCCCAACGUCGUCUUCUUUGACUCGGGCCCCCAGGCCUUGAACCUGGAUGCCACCGCGCAACCGGAGUGGGGCGACGGCCCGGUCGCGUACCUGAUGGUGGCCGUCAGGGACACAGGCAUUGGCAUCAGCGAUGAGGCCCAGAAGCGGCUAUUUGAGCGGUUCAACCAGGCCACGCCGCGCACCCAGUCAAUCUACGGGGGCUCCGGGCUGGGGCUGAAUGUGAGCCGGCGGCUGUGCCAUCUGCACGGGGGCGAGAUCGGGGUCAGCUCCCGCGAAGGCGAGGGCAGUACCUUUGGCUUCUUCUUCACCGUCCGUCGCAGUCCGCCGGGCCAGGUCGAGGAUGCCGCCAAGAUCAACGGGACCACCGAGAUUGACCGCCUCUGUAGCCAGAUUCAAGCCAUGGGCAACGAGAUGAGCGGCGUGGCCGCGCGCAACCCCCGGCCCCGGAUCCCCUUGACGCCCCCGGUCACGCACGUCGAAGAGAUCUCGCCGCAUGCCGACAGGGACGAGCGCAUGCACCACACGGCCAAGCUCGCGGCCGAGGUGUCAUCGCCCGAGCUGGCCAAUCCCGAGGAUCAACCCCGAUCGGUGGACCAUCCGGCAUACACACCAGGGCGGCCGGGCGAGAAGGACGCGACCCGGGAGGCCACCCCCCCGCCCGCCGGCCAACAACGCAUCCUCUUGGUCGAAGACAACGUUAUCAACCAGCGGAUCCUCUCCCGGAAGCUACAAUCGUCCGGCUUUCAUGUGUGGGAGGCCGAGAAUGGCCAGGAGGCGGUGGAGGCCGCCCGGAACGAGACCUUUCACUGUAUCCUGAUGGACCAAGUCAUGCCGGUGAUGGAUGGCACCACGGCGACGCGGGCCAUUCGCGCCUUGGAUUCCCCGAUGGCGCAGGUCCCGAUUCUCGGCGUGACGGCCAAUGUCCGGGCGGCCCAAAAGGACGAGAUGCUGGCGGCGGGGAUGAAUGAUAUCAUCUAUAAACCCUACAAGAUGCAGGAUUUGGUGGACCGAAUCAAGCAGCUGGCGGAGAUUGGGGAGGAAUAG
This is a messenger RNA of Aspergillus ibericus CBS 121593, 2019 nucleotides long. RefSeq lists its product as uncharacterized. Bases 1 to 2019 code for a protein of 672 amino acids. Gene Ontology annotation, molecular function: histidine phosphotransfer kinase activity; phosphorelay sensor kinase activity. Gene Ontology annotation, biological process: phosphorelay signal transduction system; protein autophosphorylation. Lineage: Eukaryota; Fungi; Ascomycota; Eurotiomycetes; Eurotiales; Aspergillaceae. The record is from RefSeq and is a predicted model, not a curated record. The transcript is spliced from 2 exons.